AUGACCGACGCGGAGCAACAAGGAGCAGCAUACGAAGAAGAACAUGUACACGCCGUCUACGAACAGAUAGCCUCACAUUUCUCGGCUACCCGCUAUAAGCCAUGGCCGAUCAUUGAGCGGUUCCUCAAAGAGUUGCCUGAUGGAGCUGUAGGCGCUGAUGUCGGCUGCGGAAAUGGCAAAUACCUCACUGUCAACCCUCGGGUCUUCAUGGUGGCCUCGGAUCGUUCAACAAACCUUGUCAAGAUCGCAAAACAACACCAGCCCCAUGACAGUAUAGUAGCAGAUAUUAUGAAUCUCCCACAUCCAAAGCACAGCUUCGACUUUGCCAUUUCAAUAGCAGUCAUCCAUCAUAUCUCCACCCCGGAGCGGAGGAUAGAAGCCGUGAAGGCCAUCCUGGAGCUCCUUCGACCGCCUUCAGCAGAAAAACCUGGGAGCGGAGGACGAGCGCUGAUCUAUGUCUGGGCGUUGGAGCAGAAGGACAGCCGAAGGGGCUGGGACGAGGGAAACGAGCAGGACGUCAUGGUGCCGUGGGUCAUGAGGGCGAAGAAAGAGAAGGAAGGGAAGAAGGGAAAGGGCAAGGACCAGAAGGCAACUGAACUUUCCAAUGAGGCUGACCAACCGUUGGAGCAGCCCCAGGACAAGACCUUUUUGCGCUACUACCACUUGUAUCGAAAGGGCGAGCUGGAGCAAAUCAUUGGAGAGGCAGGUGGGGAAGUGGUCGAGGCGGGGUAUGACAAGGACAACUGGUGGGCAAUUGCAACGCGGCAAUCGUAA
Paraphaeosphaeria sporulosa is the source of this 774-nucleotide messenger RNA. RefSeq names its product S-adenosyl-L-methionine-dependent methyltransferase. Lineage: Eukaryota; Fungi; Ascomycota; Dothideomycetes; Pleosporales; Didymosphaeriaceae. The record is from RefSeq and is a predicted model, not a curated record. Gene Ontology annotation, biological process: tRNA wobble uridine modification. The transcript is spliced from 3 exons. Gene Ontology annotation, cellular component: cytoplasm; nucleus. Gene Ontology annotation, molecular function: S-adenosylmethionine-dependent methyltransferase activity; tRNA binding. The coding region runs from base 1 to 774 and encodes 257 amino acids.